UCUAGUCCCUCUUCUCUUUUUUCUUCAUCGACGAACCUAGCGAAUCCUUCGAAGCUGCUAAAAGGAGAAGACCAUCGACUGUCUUCUGCGAUUGCUACUUCUUCUUCCUCUGGGUCUGCGACUGCUACUUCCUUUGGUCUACGAUUGCUUCUUCGACUGUUUGUGAUUGACAACCAAGUCCUCCCUUGUCUCUAUCAACUUCUCACUCAAAACCACAAGAAAAGCAUUAAGAAAGAAGCUUGUUGGACUAUCUCAAAUAUCACUGCUGGGAAUAGAGGUCAAAUACAGGCAGUCAUCGAGGCCAAUAUUAUCGCUCCUCUAGUACAGCUGCUUCAACAAGCAGAAUUUGACAUCAAGAAAGAGGCUGCAUGGGCCAUCUCAAAUGCCACCUCUGGAGGAUCUCCUGAGCAGAUCCGAUUCUUGGCAAGCCAAGGUUGCAUUAAGCCACUUUGUGAUCUUCUAAUCUGUCCAGACCCAAGGAUUGUAACUGUGUGCCUGGAGGGACUUGAGAACAUUUUGAAGGUUGGUGAGGCCGACAAAGAAAUGGGUAUGAAUGGAGGAAUCAAUCUAUAUGCACAAACGAUUGAUGAAUGUGAAGGAUUGGACAAGAUUGAGAACCUCCAAACCCAUGACAACAAUGAGAUUUAUGAGAAGGCUGUGAAGAUCUUGGAGAGAUACUGGGCAGAGGAGGAUGAAGAACAGAAUCUUCCAGACGGUGCAGAUGGCAAUCCGCAAAGUUUCAACUUCGGAAAUAGCCAGCCCAACCUUCCUUCUGGUGGCUUCAAAUUUGGUUAG
This is a messenger RNA of Ilex paraguariensis (yerba mate), 795 nucleotides long. The record is from the annotation of a GenBank genome assembly. NCBI's taxonomy places the organism in Eukaryota, Viridiplantae, Streptophyta, Magnoliopsida, Aquifoliales, Aquifoliaceae.